This is a messenger RNA of Ochotona curzoniae (black-lipped pika), 4443 nucleotides long. It is a transcript of the gene KIF27, whose product is annotated as kinesin family member 27. The record is from RefSeq and is a predicted model, not a curated record. NCBI's taxonomy places the organism in Eukaryota, Metazoa, Chordata, Mammalia, Lagomorpha, Ochotonidae. Gene Ontology annotation, molecular function: ATP binding; microtubule motor activity; microtubule binding. The transcript is spliced from 18 exons. Gene Ontology annotation, biological process: mitotic spindle organization; microtubule-based movement. The coding region runs from base 147 to 4343 and encodes 1398 amino acids.
GGCAGAGUGAAACCGGGGAGUCCUGCGCUCGCCGCCGGAGACCGAGUUUUCCCGAGCCGGAGUCCAGAUCUUACAUACAAUGGAUUUUUCUCACACUAGAUACUGAACAUUAAGUAGAUAACCUGUUCAGUACAAUCUGAGCUGCCAUGGAAGAAAUACCAGUAAAAGUUGCUGUAAGAAUUAGACCUCUGCUUUGCAAAGAAGUUCUUCGUAAUCAUCAAGUGUGUGUGAGAGUUAUCCCCAACACCCAGCAAAUUAUCAUUGGGAGAGAUAGAGUCUUUACUUUUGAUUUUGUUUUUGGGAAGAAUUCCACUCAAGAUGAAGUGUAUAAUACAUGUAUAAAGCCCCUGGUGGUGUCACUGAUUGAGGGCUAUAAUGCUACAGUUUUUGCCUAUGGACAAACUGGAUCUGGGAAGACUUACACCAUUGGAGGAGGCCAUGUUGCAUCGAUUGUGGAGGGUCAGAAAGGCAUCAUUCCUCGAGCUAUCCAAGAAAUAUUCCAAACCGUUUCUGAAAAUCCUAGCAUUGACUUCGAUAUCAAAGUGUCCUAUAUUGAAGUCUACAAGGAAGAGCUAAGAGACCUGCUAGAAUUGGAGCCCUCCAUGAAGGACCUUCACAUCCGGGAAGACGAGAAGGGAAACACAGUGAUUGUCGGGGCCAAGGAGUGCCAUGUGGAGAGUGCAGAUGAAGUUCUGAGUCUUUUGAAGAUGGGGAAUGCGUCCAGACACACAGGCUCUACACAAAUGAACGAGCACUCCAGCCGAUCACAUGCCAUUUUCACAAUCAGCAUCUGUCAAGUGGAGAAGAGUGUGGAGGCGGCCGAAGACGGAUCAUGGCAUCCCCGGCCUGUUGUUUCAAAGUUCCACUUUGUGGAUUUGGCUGGAUCCGAGAGAGUAACCAAAACGGGCAACACUGGUGAACGGUUCAAAGAAUCCAUUCAAAUCAACAGUGGGCUGUUGGCUUUGGGAAAUGUGAUAAGCGCUCUAGGGGACCCACGCAGGAAGAGUUCCCACAUUCCAUACAGGGAUGCUAAGAUCACCCGGCUCCUGAAAGAUUCCCUCGGAGGCAGUGCCAAGACUGUCAUGAUCACAUGUGUUAGCCCUUCGUCUCUGGAUUUUGAUGAGUCCUUAAAUUCUCUCAAAUACGCCAACAGAGCACGGAAUAUUAGAAACAAGCCCACCCUGAACUUUAGCCCUGAGUCAGACCGGAUGGAUGAGAUGGAAUUUGAGAUUAAGCUGCUUCGAGAAGCUCUGCAGAGCCAGGCUGGGAUCAGCCAGACGGGCCCAGUCCUUCGGGAAGGGACUCCUGAUAAAAAUCGGAUCUGUUUUCUUGAGGAGCAAGUGGCUCAGUUACAAGGAGAAUGUCUGGGCUACCAAAACUGCAUAGACGAAGCCUUCACCUUCCUGGUGGACUUAAAAAAUGUUGUCAGACUAAGCCAGAAGCAGCAGCACAAACUGCAGGAGUGGUUUAAUACAACCCAGGAAAUCAGAAAGGCCGUCCUCGCCUCGUUCCGGGGAAACCGAGGCCUUGCAAAUCUAGAGGAAGGACCCCAGCACGUUUCCGUCCUCCAGCUGAAGAGAGAGCUGAAGAAAUGCCAGUGUGCACUUGCUGCUGACGAAGUUGUCUUUAAUCAGAAGGAGCUUGAAGUGAAGGAACUAAAGAAUCAAGUGCAGAUGAUGGUCCAGGAAAAUCAAGGACAUGUUGUAUCUUUGAAAGAAGCACAGAAAGUAAAUAGAUUGCAGAAUGAAAAAAUAAUAGAGCAGCAACUUCUUGUGGAUCAGCUGAGUGAAGAACUAACAAAACUUAACCUGUCAAUGACUUCCUCAGCUAAGGAAAAUUGUGGAGAUGGGCCUGACGCCAGGAUCCCAGAAAGGAGACCACAUACUGUGCCAUUUGAUACUCGCUUGGGGCGUUGUAUUUAUAUUCCCUCAAGACAAGAUGCCAGGAAGAUCUAUACAAGUCCUCCUGCGGACUCUCUGGAUCGAGUAUUUGCUGGAUUUCGAACACGAAGUCAGAUACUGUUGGGACACAUAGAAGAACAAGAUGAAGUCCUCCAUUGCCAAUUUUCUGAUAACAGUGAUGAUGAAGAAUCAGAAGGCCAAGAGAAAUCUGGAAUUAGAUGCAGAAGUCGCACAUGGAUUAAAAAACCAGGUUCUCUUUGCUCUCUUGUUGAACAGAAUGAUACUCAGGAUGAAGCACAAAAAUCAAAUCUGGAAGAUAAAGAUUUAAAGAUUGAAUGUCUCCAGGAGAGUCAAGAAUCAAAUAUGCAAAAAUUAAAGAAUUCAGAACUUAUACUUAAUGAAGCCAAGCAAAAAAUGAGAGAACUUACAAUUAACAUCAAGAUGAAGGAAGAUCUGAUUAAGGAGCUAAUAAAAACAGGAAAUGAUGCCAAGUCUGUAAGCAAACAGUAUUCUCUGAAAGUAACAGAACUAGAGCAUGAAGCUGAACAGGCCAAAGUGGAACUGACUGAAACAGAGAAGCAGCUACAGGAGCUGGAAAGCAAAGAUCUGUCUGAUAUUGCUUUGAAGGUGAAAUUACAGAAAGAAUUCCGCAAGAAGAUGGAUGCUGCCAAGCUGAGAGUCCAGGUCUUACAGAAGAAGCAGCAGGAUAGUAAGAAACUGGCAUCCCUGUCAAUCCAGACUGCAAAACGUGCUAAUGAACUAGAACAGAAUGUAGACCACAUGAAAUAUCAGAAGGUGCAACUGCAGAAAACACUUCGAGAAGAAAGUGAAAAAAGGAAGCAACUGGAUGCAGAAAUUAAGCGGGAUCAACAAAAAAUCAAAGAACUUCAGUUCAAAGCUGAACAGGAGGAUCUAACACUGAAAACUGAAGACCCUGAUGCAUUUAACCCGAAGAGGACCCAAGGCUCAUGUGGAAGUGUAGACCAGCUCCAGAAAUUGGAUGAGCAAAAGAAGUGGUUAGAUGAAGAAGUAGAGAAGGUUCUAUACCAACGACAAGAACUGGAGGAGCUGGAAGAAGAUUUAAAAAAGAGGGAGGCCAUCGUUUCCAAGAAGGAGGCCCUGUUGCAGGAGAAAAGUCACCUGGAGAGUAAGAGGUUACGAUCUAGCCAGGCCUUAAACACGGAUAGUUUGAAAAUAUCAACUCGCCUAAACUUGCUGGAUGAAGAGUUAUCUGAAAAGAGUAUACAGCUCCAGGGCAGCACAGCUGAAGACAAAAUAAAGAUUGUAGAACAAGUGCAAGCCCUCCAGAAAGAAAAAGAUCAGCUCCAGAAACGAAGAAACAGUGUGGAUGAAAAACUUCAAAGCGGUCGCACGUUAUCACCCGAAGAAGAACAUUUUCUUUUCCAACUUGAAGAAGAGAUCGAAGCUUUGGAAGCUGCAAUUGAAUACAAAAAUGAAAGUAUCCGGAGUCGACAGAACUCACUCAGAGCUUCCAUCCAAAACCUGUCCCACAGUGAGGCCAAUGUCCUGCAAAGGCUAGUUUGCUUGAAUCCUGCUGAAACCAGAGCUAUUCUUUUCAGAUAUUUCAAUAAGGUGGUUAGUUUGCGAGAAGCUGAGCGAAAACAACAAUUAGAGAAUGAAGAGAUUAAAAUGAAGGUUCUGGAAAGGGAUAAUAUGGUUCGUGAGUUGGAGUCUGCACUGGAACACCUAAAAUUGCAGUGUGAUCGGAGAUUAACCCUACAACAAAAAGAACAUGAGCAAAAGGUGCAGCUGUUGUUACAUCACUUCAAAGAGCAAGGCGGAGAAGGCAUUACGGAAACUUUAAAAACAUAUGAGGAUAAAAUCCAGCAGUUGGAAAGAGAUCUUUAUUUCUAUAAGAAAACUAGCAGAGAUCUUAAGAAGAAGCUGAAAGAACUGGUAGGAGAAGCAGUUCGGCGGCAGCUGGCACCACUGGGAAAUUCCAGCGCUGGAGACAGAGCUGAGAAUCCCGAUGCAGCAGCGAGCAUGGUUCCAGAGGAAUUAAAGUGGGCAUCCAGGACUGAGAAGAUGAGAAGUAGUGGGAGAGAGAGACAAACUGACGGUUCUGCAAGCAGCUUGAGACCACCACCAAGUCCUCAGAAACCUCAGGAAGAAGGCCAGGAAUUACUGCCCACGUGCAGCUCUCUAGCACCUCCAAGUGGGCAAGACAGUGAGGAGCACAAGGCAGAAAUGGAUGAAAAUCACUUUUCAAAAUCUCACAGUGGACAGUGCUCCCAGAUUCAACCAGUGGGAAACACAGGACAGCUUCAUGGUGUCACACCGAUAAAACUGUGUCGCAAAGAAUUACGUCAGAUUUCUGCACUGGAACUGUCCUUACGGCGUUCUGCUCUUGCAGUUGGGGUCAGGUCAAUGACGGCAGACUCCAUUGAGGUCGCCAGGAAAUCUAGUGACUUAAAAACUUAGGCAUUUAACCCUUUUAAUUUUUAGAUAUGUUAAAAGAUUCCUUGUUCUAACCUGCUAAAAUUAAAGUUCAAGCUUACUAGCUCUUACCUCAGGAUUAAAA